Messenger RNA from Drosophila teissieri, 2366 nucleotides. RefSeq names its product serine protease inhibitor 42Dd. The transcript is spliced from 3 exons. Gene Ontology annotation, molecular function: serine-type endopeptidase inhibitor activity. NCBI's taxonomy places the organism in Eukaryota, Metazoa, Arthropoda, Insecta, Diptera, Drosophilidae. The coding region runs from base 783 to 2210 and encodes 475 amino acids. The record is from RefSeq and is a predicted model, not a curated record.
AAAAAAAAUUCCCCACGGAGUGCCGAAAAAAGUCAGUUUUCAGUUCAACGCAGAAGCCCUCGCACAGUCUUUUAAUACGUGAACGGCUUAUGUAUUCAUUGCAAUUAGUGCUUCAAAUAAUUAAGAACAAGCAAAUCCUCUACAGAUAAUUAAGGUAAUAAGGUAAACACAUUAAAUUGCUGAUCUAGUAUACAUACUAAGAAAUUAUUUUUUUCACUUUCGAUGUGAUUUCCGGAGAGAGGAGUAUUUCUGUUUGUAAACAAAAUGACAUCACUGUUAUUAAAUGUCAACAACUGCACAACUAAGAGAGAAAAGUAAAGAGAAUUGAAGUGCUUUCUCUUAAUAUAAUUCCCAAUUUUGAUUAUUUGAGUCACGAACUAGGAAAAUGGAACUACACAUGAACCGCUACCGAAUGAAGUCUAAUUAGUGUCUUUUAACUACAUAUAUCAACUACCUAUACAUAUAUAACUCAUGUCAAUGUAUGUUCUUCUAUUAUUAUAGAAAAUACGCUCUUUUAAAUUUUAAAAUAAACCACUCCCAAGGUGUUAGGGAAUAAUUGGUGAGCAUUAUUGAGGUAUUAGUUUAGUAGGCAAAUAUAAACCCGAGAUAAUAUUUAGAAAAUAAUCUUUAUUUCGUACCACCAUUUUAUUUAUUCAUUUGUACACAAUUUUGGUUUUUCUCUUUUUAAGAUUCAAAAAUCUGUGCACUCUUUUGAUUUUUCAUUAGAAUCGUAAAUAGCAAAAUCGUGGGAAGAUUCAUCUUUUCCGAAAACCAGUUGUGGUAUGGUUGUUUUUACGGGAGAACGAAGAAGCAUAACUAGAGAACCAGUCCAAGCCCCAAAAACAGUGGAAUCACAUUUUAAAUUUAAAGUAAAAACCUUAACUGGUUCAGUCAAUCUAUGGUUCCUAAUCUUUUCAGAAGGGAAGCACAAGCUCUCUGCACACGAUUUUUUGACCUACUGGUCACUGGUACUGCGCUUUUGGUCUUUCCAUGUCCACAUCCUGCAAUUAAGGCGUUCACUUCUGCUGCUCCAGGGCUUGAUUCUGGACAUGGCGAACACUCUUAACUACUCCAAAAGUCCCGCAGGCGAGGCUAAAUUUGCCUUGCAGCUUUUCGGCCAAUUGGCCAAGUCUGAGUCCGACCGGAACAUCGUCCUCUCUCCAUCGUCCAUCCGGACGGGCUUGGCACUAGCCUACCUGGGCGCCGACGGCAGCACUGCCGACGAGUUAAAACUGGGAUUGGGCCUGGAAGGAGCUGGAAAGAACGAGGUAGCUGAGAAAUUGGCCCAGCUCUUGGCUAAAGGACAGUGGGAAAAGACGAGUGGGGACAAGGUCGGGCCUAAAUUGAAAUAUGCCAAUCGGAUUUUCGUGGCCCAGAGGCUUCAGCUGGCCCAGGCAUAUCAGGAUUUGCUGAGCAAAAACUUCGCAUCAGCUGCAGAGAAUGUGAACUUCACCCAAAGUGCGGACACAGCCAAGCGCAUCAACUCCUGGGUGGAAGAGCAGACCCAUCAGCAGAUCAAGGACCUCAUUGGUCCGGACUCAGUGAACGCGGAUACUGCGGCCAUCCUGGUCAAUGCCAUCUACUUCAAGGCCGACUGGCAGACCAGCUUUCCCGACUACGCAACUUACGCUAGCGACUUCGUCAACCACGGAGGUCGGAAGGUCAGCGUCGACACCAUGUCCCAAGAGGGUUUCUUCAGGUUCGGCGAACUGUCCGAGUUGAAGGCCAAGGUUUUGGAACUGAGCUACACAGGCACAGAUAUCGUUUUCCUGAUCAUCCUGCCCCAGGAGGAGCAGGGAUUGGCCUUCAUCGAGGAUAAACUAAUGGACAUAGACCUGAAUGAAAUAAGAGCACAACUGAGCAGGCGAAAGGUUCGCGUGCAGUUGCCUAAAUUCAAAUUCGAAUUCCACGUACCUUUGCAGGCGGCGCUGGAGGAGUUGGGCAUAAAGCAACUUUUCUCUCCUGGAGCAAACCUCAGCAGCCUUCUCCGGGAAUCGGAACCCCUACACAUCUCGGAGGUGAAGCACAAGGCGAUUAUUGAAAUUAACGAAAAUGGAACUAUUGCCAGUGGAGCGUCCUAUGUCAAUGUUGCGGUGGAGUCUCUUUUGAUUGGAGAGGAAGUAUUUGAGUUCACCGCGGAUCAUCCCUUCUUCUUCGCCAUAAAGGAUGCUCAGAACACCUUAUUACUGGGCCACGUCAGUCAGUUGUGAUUCGGAGUUGUGCCAUAAGUUAUGUACACGAGCACCAGAAUCCCAACAUGAUGUUUUGUCCGCAUCCAAUAAAUGCCAGUUUUCUAUGUCAAGUGCACAAGUACCGACAGGUAUAUCAACCUGAUUGCUUGAUUAGUUUUGGGUUGCGUAAUGCUU